UUAUUUAUUUAUUUAUUAAACAAUACCGUUUUGGGUCUUCAGGCUGGAGUGAGCUCAGCGCAUGGAAUCAACGAACGGAAUCUUUUGUUUAGAGAGAGCUGAGCCCUGAAUUCUUAUUUCCUCUUGUUUUUGGCUGAACCCAUGGAUUCAGAUCACUUACCCAACAGCUUAUUUCCUGCUGGAGACCACUCUGCCAACAUUAUUGAAUUAAACAAAAAGAGGAAGCUGCCAUGUUAUGAGCUUGAAAACUCAGAUUCACCACUGCUGAAGCAUAGAAAUUGUGAUCGAUACGGUAGUUCUGAUCAUCCACAAAUCAUAACCAAUCAUAACUCUAUGGAAGCAGAGCUAAUUGACGGUGGCAUAGAUAAUAGUUUGGAAAUAGAAUCUGAAAAUGACAGUAUAAGCUUCAUUGGAGUUUCUGAUAAUAAAAUCACAUCUGAAGUUGAUAUUAAAGUUGAAAAUCCUUCAAUGUCUUCUUCCCAGGAUAAACUAUGUGCAGAGAACCAAUUUGAGGAUGAAACAAUUGAAGAGAUUUACUCCAAUGACGUAGCACCUUUCUUGCUUGCUUCUGGAAAAUGUAGCAUUGAGCAAGAUGCUCGAUUGGGCACGAGUAAACCCACCAUUGAUCAAGAGUUCGAGCAGUACUUUUCUGCCCUCAUGCUUUAGAGAGAAAUGUAUAUGUAUGUGUAUUUAUUAGAUUUUAGUUUUAUAACCAGGGUGGGUAUUGUUGUUGUACCAUAAACAACAUUAGCAUUUCCUCUUGACCUGGUAAAAUUUUAUGAUUUCUGAGCUCAAGUAGACAAUUUUAAGGUCUUUUCUCUCGA
Messenger RNA from Asparagus officinalis (garden asparagus), 824 nucleotides. Its product is annotated as protein FAR-RED-ELONGATED HYPOCOTYL 1-LIKE. NCBI's taxonomy places the organism in Eukaryota, Viridiplantae, Streptophyta, Magnoliopsida, Asparagales, Asparagaceae. Gene Ontology annotation, biological process: response to red or far red light. The transcript is spliced from 3 exons. The record is from RefSeq and is a predicted model, not a curated record. Bases 142 to 666 code for a protein of 174 amino acids.